ACCAAAUUGUCUAUGGAUUAUGGACUGAACAUUAAGAAAUUGGAGGGUUAUUUUAUACAUUUUUAUGCAUUUUAAAAUACUUUAACAUGUAUGAUUAAGUGAUGAAAUAGUAAAGUGUGUGUUAUCUACUAAACAAAUAUAUUUUCAGUUAAGUUUUCAUAGCAUAAUUUAGAUGAAAUUCGUUACCGCGGGAAAUCGGUGAAACGUUUGACUUUAAUAAUGGCCGCAACAGCGCCAAUGCUUUUCAUGUUUGUUCAUAUAUUUGAGAAAUAAAGUUUUGGAUAACGGGUUUUGCUUGACGUAAAUUAGUGAUUGAAAUGGACAUCAACGCAGAGGUCUCAACACAACUGUCACUGAUCGACGCACUCCUGAGCGAUUUUGACAAGACAAUUUCGCCAUGUACUAACAAAAAGAAUGAGAAAAAAGAAGAAGAAACCCAGGAUGCCAUGCCAGACUCUACCACCAACACGGAGAAAAGUAAUGCCAACCCUUUCCAUUGUGGAGAUGACGUCCUUGUGCCGAAUAAAGACGGAAGAUAUUAUUUGGGUACUAUUGUGGAGCUCAGCACAAGCAACGACAAUGACUCGUGCGAAGUGGGAACGGGGGUGGCGCGGUGCCUGGUCAAGUUCGGGGACAACACGCGCGCGUGGGCGCCGGUGUCGUCGCUCAAGCUGCUGAGCGCGCCGCCGGCGGACGACGGGCGCAUAAUGUGCGUGGUCUGCAAGCGGCGCGAGGGCCCGGCCGCCACCCCCGCCGCCAACGCAAUCAUAGCGUGCGACAUGUGCGGCCGGGGCUACCAUGCCAAGUGCCACACGCCGCCGGUUGACGCUUGGAUUAAUGGUGCGUCUUGGCACUGCAAGAGAUGCGUGGACCAAAGAUACAGGGUAGCCGCCGCCGAGAACCGAGCUCUGAAGCGCUCCGACUUGCUUAGAUUUAAAGGAGGACAACAGCGGAGACAGCAGCAAGAACUGACACCACCGUGUGAUACCGCUUCCACAACUUCGUCGACUGCUUCGGAAGCAGGCAAGGAUCAGAGUGAAGUGCAUUGCUACUGUGAGGAAAAAAGCGACUGGCUUGCGCAGAUGUUGUUUUGUUGCCGCUGUUCACGUUGGUUUCACCAAAGAUGCGUCUCGAGUUUGCAGUAUCCAUUAUACGCUGGUGAUAAACUUUACAUAUUCGCUUGUGCUAACUGCAACGGAGGCGUGGAGUACCUGCGGAGAUUGGAGCUCUGUUGGUUGGACUUGGCCCACCUGGCUCUGUACAAUCUUACUGCCUACAAUGCUCCCAAUUAUUUCGACCUGGACACUGUCAUCAUGCCUUACAUCAUGGACAACUGGCAUGCGUUGCAGUUACCGGAAAAAAUGUGGAGAACACCCGUGAACGAGCGGCGCGAGAAAAUUCUAACUGCGUUAACGUCGUCUCGUAAGAAAUUCAAGUGUGGGCGGGAGAUGAAGAAGCGAGCCACGAUCUGGGGCUUGCGGGACCGGCGGCCGCCGCCGCAGCCCUGCCAGCUGUUUGCGCUCGAGCAGGCCUGUUUGCAGGUCAAGAAAGGGGAGCCCUUGUCUGACGACGUAGUGAACGAGUACGCGCCGCGCCUCCGGUUCCUCCCGCGGACCCCGCCCUCGCCCCCCGUGCCCCACGCCGACGACAGCACGCAACCGUCUAGCAGUAACAGUGAGAAAAGUUCCUAUAAAAAUAAUCACCAGCAAAUGAUCGUGCCCGUCGACGGACAUUGGCUAAAUCUGAUGAUGGGCAAGCGGUUUCACGAGAAUCUUAAUUCUAAUUCAAACUCUGAAAACGAUUCCACAAGUUCCUAUGAAUCAAUCAAACAGAUUGAAAACGACGAACCGUCCCCGUCUCCAGUUAGUACAGCUAGACAAUCCGAUGCCAAAGAUGAAGUAUCCGCAGACAAGUUCCCGAAAGUGGAAGCCGCGGAUAAUGACGACGUAGUCAAGUCGGCUAGCGACGACCCUCCCGUGCCAUCGCUUAACACGUCGCUAGUUCCUUGCUCGGUUAAGUUAAACAAAAUACCCAAAGAGAUAAUGAGUGAAGUCAAUGAAAGCAAAUCUGUUUCUAACGUAACAAUAAACUCUAAUAACACCAGAAUAGCAACUAUGAACCUAGAAGUGUCCAAGUUAUCCACUAAGAACAUAAUCGAACAUUCCAAAAUCAUGUCACUGCAGCACAUGGACAAGAUGCCUCCCUACAGCAACUUCAACCACGACAUGGAGUCCUCGGGCGACGAGACCUCGAGCAGGGGCACGCUGGACGCCAUCAUCCCGCCGCUGAAAGACUUCCAGGGGAAAAACAACCCGUUCCUGAUGCAGAACACUUCCAAAACGCCAUUUACCUCUUCUAUGAAUGCACACAACAAACAGAACGGAAGACAGAACCACUUCCAUGCCCGGUUUUCACUGCCGGUUCAGUUGAAUCCAAUGACGGGCCCUGUAGGGAGGCCGUUGAAAAGAAAGCUUAGCGAAAAAGAUAUAGUUAUAGGUCCAAAUGGGGAGGUGAAGCGUAGAAAAUACAGGCGGCCCAGGAAAUAUCUGCAAAGUCAGAUGAAUAAGUCAUGCCCACUGCCCGACGAUCCCAAGACUGUUCAGAACGAGAGCGGCGAGCCGACGCCGCCGGCGCACGCUAGCGUUAAGUUUCACGGAAGAAGACUGAGACAGCGGCAGGAAAAGAAUUACUAUGAAAAUGCACGGCGCUGCACAAACACCAACGCUGUGCAUAAUAGUGUCAAAAGUCUGCAGCUGAGCCCGCACAAGGUGCAGGCGGCGGGCGCGGCGCACACGCAGGCGCAGGAGCUGUCCGCGCUCAAGUCCAGCGUACAGUCGUACUUCCGCGCGGGCCAGCGCUUCCGCGUGCUGGCGCGCAGGAUGGCCGCCGCCGCGCCGCCCGCAUACCUCGUCGAGUGGGACGCUUCGUAGGCGUGCUCCAGCGACGACGCGAGCCGACGGAAGGCGACCUGAGCCCAACUUCAGAGGCAAAUGGAUCACCAACCAUUUGGUGACGACUAAAUAAUGUAGAAAUUACUUCAAAUAUCGAGAACUAGCGUAAUAAAUAUAUUCUAAAUUGCAUCACUACUAUAGCUGACUGAGAUGCCGUGAAUAUAUGAAUCAUGUUGGUUUGCGAAACAAAAUUACAAGUGUAAUAGUUCUCCAUUUGCCAUUUCCGUUUCUAGAUGUAAACAGUGCUCGAGCGCACCCAAUCGACUCGCGGUAAUAGUUUGUAAUACUAUAUGUACAUGAAUUAGCAUAUCGGGUGCUGUUCACAUUAUGCGUCACAGCUAGUAAAAUGUAUUGUUAUACUAUGCUAGAGAUGCUUA
This is a messenger RNA of Cydia amplana, 3328 nucleotides long. RefSeq lists its product as uncharacterized. The coding region runs from base 318 to 2930 and encodes 870 amino acids. The record is from RefSeq and is a predicted model, not a curated record. The transcript has 11 exons. Lineage: Eukaryota; Metazoa; Arthropoda; Insecta; Lepidoptera; Tortricidae.